Choloepus didactylus (southern two-toed sloth) is the source of this 5273-nucleotide messenger RNA. Its product is annotated as butyrophilin subfamily 2 member A2-like. Lineage: Eukaryota; Metazoa; Chordata; Mammalia; Pilosa; Megalonychidae. Gene Ontology annotation, molecular function: signaling receptor binding. Gene Ontology annotation, cellular component: external side of plasma membrane. The record is from RefSeq and is a predicted model, not a curated record. Gene Ontology annotation, biological process: T cell receptor signaling pathway; regulation of cytokine production.
CGCCAAAGGCUCUCCACAGCUGUGCCACUUUAAGUCCUAAGUGAUUUCUGUAUAUUCUGCCUAGUAACUAUUGAGAAGUCGAGAUCAAGUAUCCCAUUGGCUGGCUGGUUUGCCCCUGGCCAAUUCAGGGCUGUAAACCACGCAUUGGCAAUCUCCGGACUUCGUGGUCGCAGGGUGGACCAGGUCGCUGGUUGCGCAGCUGGGGGAAGCGCCACGGAUGGGAGGCGAAGAAAAGUCUUCUCUUCGCUUUCGGGGACAGUUUAUUCUCUGGUUGUGACUGUGCCCAUGGGCGGGUUGGUGAGAAAGGGGACGACCAGAAAAUCAUUGGAAGGUCAGAGGAGAAAAGAAGACCCGGAGCUUAGUUCUAUGAGGCAUCCAGUCCCUGGCUCUCCUGGGUGACUCGUCUUUGGUGCUUAUGGAGCCAGCUGUUUCCCAGCACUUCGCUCUGCUAGACCCCGUUCUCUUCUUCCUCCUCCUCAGCUUGUUUGCACAGGUCUCAGCCCAGUUUACUGUCGUGGGGCCUGCCGAUCCAGUCCUGGCCAUGGUGGGGGAAAGCAGCACAUUACACUGCCACCUGUCACCCGAAAGAAACGCUGAGGCCAUGGAGGUGCGGUGGUUCCGGUCUCAGUUCUCCCCUGCUGUAUUCGUGUACAAGGGCGGGCGAGAAAGGCUAGAGGAGCAGAUGGAGGAGUACCGAGGAAGAACAACCUUUGUGAGCAAUGACAUCAACAAGGGGCGCGUGGCACUGAUCAUAAGCAACGUCACAGCCCAUGAAAAUGGCUUCUACCGCUGCUAUUUCCAAGAAGGCAGAUCCUACGAUGAGGCCAUUUUACACCUCUUGGUGGCAGGCCUGGGCUCGAAGCCACUCGUUGAAAUGAAGGGCCACGAGGACUGGGGUAUCCGGCUGGAGUGCACCUCUGCUGGGUGGUACCCAGAGCCCCACGCAGUGUGGAAGGACCCUGACGGUAAGAUUGUGCCUGCCCUGGAGGAGGCUUACACUGCCAGUGCCGAUGGCCUCUUCACAGUCACCUUGGCGGUGAUUAUCAGAGACUACUCCAUGAGAAACAUGUCCUGCUCAGUCAAUAACACCCUGCUCAGCCAGUCGAAGGAAACUGGAAUAUUCAUUCCAGAAUCCUUCAUGCCCAGCCUAUCUCCCUGGAUGGUGGCCCUGGCUGUCAUCCUGCCUGCUCUGAUCCUCUUCAUGGCUGGGGGCUUCUAUUUCUUGAAGAAACUCCAGAAGGAAAAAGAGAUUCUGUCAGUGGAAAAAGAGACUGAACAUGAAGAAAAAGAAAUUGCGCAUAAGGAACUGGGGAAAGAACGUGUGGAAAAAGAGAAAGAACGUCAAAUAAAAGAGCAACUUCAAGAAGAAUUGCGAUGGAGAAGAACCCUCCUACAUGCUGCUGAUGUGGUCCUGGACCCAGACACUGCUCAUCCUGAGCUCUAUUUGUCCGAGGACCGGAGAAGUGUGAUUCGGGGCCCCUCGCGGCAGAAUGUUCCCGACAACCCAGAGAGAUUCGACUGUCGGCCUUGUGUCCUAGGCGGGGAGAGCUUCACCUCAGGAAGACAUUACUGGGAAGUGGAGGUCGAAAACGUGAGGGUGUGGGCUGUGGGGGUCUGUAGAGACAGUGUUGAGAGAAAAGGAGAGGCUUUACUGGUUCCUCAGAACGGCUUCUGGAUCUUGGAGCUGUUUGGAAACAAAUACCGUGCCCUGUCCUCCCCUAAGAUAGUUAUUGCCCUGAAAGAGCGCCUUUGCCAGGUGGGUGUUUUCCUGGACUAUGAAGCUGGAGACAUCUCCUUCUACAACAUGAAGAACAGAUCGCACAUCUACACGUGCCCCCGCUCACCCUUUUCUGGGCCCUUGCGGCCCUUCUUCAGACUAGGUUCAGAUGACUUCCCCCUCUCCAUCUGCCCAGCGUUCGUAGGGGCUCAGGGGGUCACAGUGCCUGAGGACGGCCUGAUCCUUCACCCCAGCCAGUAGGACCAGUUCCUGGGUCGCAGAGCCAUGUAUAUCCUUCACCAUCUUGACCUCUACAGCACAGUGCCCGUGGUGGAACAUGGGCCCUUCUCUCUGGUUACAUUAGAGAACCUCCUCCAGGUACCCCCUUCACACCCACUUCAGGCUCCUGUCCCACUGCUCCCCCUCAUUAGGAUGUUGCUUUAGUAGCUCAUUUAUUGUAACCAUAGGGCAGGAGCCAGUCACAAGGAAGCUAGUGCUGCCACAUGGCUCCCAGCCAAGCAGGAAAAUGUGUGAAGGUGACAGGCUAAAAACCUGCUGCUUUGACAUCAGGGUGACACUUUCAGCCUGAUGCUUGAGUUGGCACUGGAUGCACCGGGUAUUAACAGUUGGACAGAAUCACAGGGCCUCCUUUGGGGAGGGGGAAACCACAAUGGAGCCAAGGAUAGUGCAAGCUGGACCAGAGAGCCAGGAAGGGCCCAAGCUGUAAGACACUUAGGGGGUCCUUGGAGAUGAUAGCCCAUCCACCCCCACCAAGAUCUCCAGACCACACAGUAAAGCUUCCCACGCCCAGAACCAGGAUGAAAAAGGAUGAAGGAGGAGCACACGCUUAAAUCUGGCCUGGCUCAGGUGUCCCUGGAACAUAUCAAGAGCCAAUGCUCAGUCUUUGAGUGUGGCUUGAGGUUCAAGGCCCCAGCUGAGCAGGUGAGCUACUGAACCAAGUCAACCAUAGGGUUCAGGUUUGGUGGAGAGAGCUGCAGUUUCAGGCUUUUGACACUGAAAAAUUAUUGAUGACUCCAAAGAGUUUUUGUUCAAUUCCUGAUUGAAACUGAGAAAUUUUGAAAAAUAUAUUUAAAAAUUCAUAUUAAAAUAAUAAAUCAAUUAAAGAUUGAUAUAAUACAGGUUUUAUGAAAAAUAACUUGUUUCCAAAGCAAAAUAAAUGUUAAUGAGAGGUGUGGCAUUGUUUAAUGUUUUUGCAAAUCUAAUGCCUAGCAUUCAAUCUGGUAGGAUCUGGAAAACUUCACUGUAUGCUUACGAGAAAAUGAAAAUGACCAAUAAUGUCUUAGUAUUAUUAUGAAAAUAGUUUUGACGUUGCAACUCCAUGAACACAUAUCAGGGAGUCUCAUGAGCCCCCAGACCAUAUUUUGAGAACUGAGAUAGAGGAUCCUAGAACAAGUCAGUCAUGUGGAAUGGUGGCUUAAGUGGCAAAGCUUUUGGAUUCUAGAUAAUUUAGUAAUCCAACUUUAAAAUUGGGCAGGAAAAAAGUUUUUUUAAAGUCCAAAAUUUUAGCACUGGUGUUACAAAUGGACACAGUCUGGAGAGAAUCAGGAUCAUACGUGAAUAGCUUUGGCCUUGUUAUCUUUGGCAUUAUUAUAAUAUUAUUUGAACAUUUGUAUUUUAACUAAAAGCACAACUGAGAAUCUGGAAUUAUUCUGUCUCCUUGUCAAAUCCUUCUUGAACUACUUCCAACCACAGAAAUCCCUCUCAUCUCUGGAGCUCCCAAUCAAUACCACUUGCCUGCCUCUAAGCCACUGAUCAUACUGUUCUCACUGGCUGCCCAUAUUUCAAAGGCCACCUCAAGUGUAAGUCCUUCCUUUAGGAGACGUCCUGGUGCCUGGGUUUCCCAAAAUGACAUCUUCUGCUUUUUCUGAUGAAGUGUGUCAAGUUCCUAAUUUUAAUACCUAGAUGCUCUCUGUAAUGAAAUGGGCAAAUGAGGUGCUCCUGCUUGUGGUUUACCUAGGCUGCUGUAUGUGCAUCUUCAAUUAGGUAGCUCUGUGUUUAUUAGGAUUUCAAACAGGAAUCAAUUUAAAAAUUAAGGCCACCUUCUCUCUCCAUUGUCCUGGCCUCUGAUCCUGAAAAUCUGUUUUGUUCCUCAAAAGUAUGGUUGGAUCUGGAUGAUCUUCAGAGUCCCAGAGACAGUGGAGACCACCCAAGAGAGAGAUUUCCAUCCACCUCAGUCUUGAAAUCUUGAUUAAGUAGGCCCAUUUACAGUGCCAGCUUUGUUAAUCACCAAAGAUACCUCCCUGAUGAAUGACCCUUGGUCUGGAAAAGGCAGUAGAGAUGUCCAUAACUCCUAAAUUGCGGAACUGAUACUAAGUUCCUAUAGGUUUGGAGCUCCCCCUUCAGACACCUGCCUAGCAGUGACCUAUGGCCAGAGUUGCCCACUUGUUCAUGAAGAGUUCACAGAGAUACUAAUUUUGCUGUAAAAAUUGUCCCCUCAAGAAGCUGGUAAUUAAUACAAAUAAAAAGUUUAGGAAAGAGAGAAGGCUUCAAAGAAGCAGACUUCCAAUUCCAGGUGGAUUUUGAGAAGGUGGAGAAAGGGAAGACAUGAGAAUCUCUAACCAAAGGCACAAUCCCUUCCUCACUUUGUGUCACAUUUUGUGAUUCCAUAGGAAAAGUGCUAUUUCUCUGUUGCUACUCACUCUCCGAUCCCCACUCACUUCCUCCCAACUCUUCAUGUCCCAGCUUGUAUUCAUCAGUUUGGAAAGAUUUGAACAUCAAUUCCAAUUGUUUAAUUUUAUUUCUUAUUUCCCAAGCCCUUGGCUUGACAUCUCUUGAUUCCCUCUUCCCUUCCCUCUUUGCCCCCUGUCAGAAAGAGCUUUCUGAGAAGGUCAAGGUGGAACUGAAGCCACUGUUUUUGCUGUGGAGGAAAGUGUGGGUUGGAGCACAGAGGCAGCAGAGACCAGAAGGGAUAGAGUCAUCUCUAUCUCAACUCCUCCAUGCAAUCAAGAGAAAAGCUAAACUUCCCCAGAGUUUCUCUCCAAAACUUUCUGGGAAAUUUUGUUAUAGCUGCAACAAGCAUUGGACUUCUCAUUUUGAUAACACUUUUCUUUUGGAAAGAAAUUGGGGAAAAAGAGAGAGAGAGGAAGGAUGAGUUUGAUCCCUGGUAAGUAGCACCAUGUCAAGCUACCUGAAAGGAGUGUUCAAGCCUUGUGGGGAUUUAAACCAACAUAGACUUGUGAUUGGAUUCCAUACAUCAUAAGGUAACUACUAGUCAGAAGUCAGUUUAAUCCAGAAAUCUAGAAUCUAAAGCUAUGAUAAUAGCAUUUUCAAAAUGAGAAAGGACUAUAAAGGUUAUAAAACCUCAAAUACCUUUAGAGCUAAAGGAGAAUAUGGGCUCUAGUUGAAAAGGAAAAAAGCAGCCCUGACGGUUGUCAGCUGGUGGCUAGACAGGACCUCACAGCUGGGCUAUGGUGUUCCUUACUUAAGCAAUUUCACAGAAUAUACCAGACCAGGUUGUUCUGUGAUCAUGGGGGAAGUGAGACAAAAAGAAAAGAAAGGAAAAAAAAAAAAGAACUGCUCCGUAAUCAUGUCAAAA